Molecule: messenger RNA, 2046 nt
Organism: Drosophila santomea
Lineage: Eukaryota; Metazoa; Arthropoda; Insecta; Diptera; Drosophilidae
Exons: 1
Coding region: 1-2046 (681 amino acids)
Source: RefSeq, a predicted model, not a curated record
AUGUGUCAUUUCCAGAUGGGCACGGCGGCGAAGCCGAUGCUCAAGAUAGACACGACUGCGUUGGUGUUGCCCAAUCUGGCCGGGAAUCUGCCGACGAGUUCGAUCGAUCGCAGCAUUCUCGGAAGACUUCCCAAUAUUCCGUUGGCUGAUCCACUCUUUUUCCAGCCCUCCCAGAUCGACCUUCUAAUAGGGGCGGAUAUUCUUCCGUCUGUCCUCCUCUCAGGCUUGAAGCCAAACUUAUGUGGGUCACUGCUAGGGCAAGAGACCAUUUUCGGGUGGAUUUUAACCGGCCCGGUUUCUACAGCCACUAGUAGGGUUUCGUCCUUCAUAACAAAGAUAUCCAUAGAAUCGGAACCUACCAUGGAGACACUUCUCACAAAAUUUUGGGAGGUGGAGGAUCUUCCAUGUAAAAUGGUAAAGGAGUCGGACAACUUGUGCGAAGAAAACUUCGCUCGAACGACUAUCAGGUCUCGGGACGGGAAAUAUGUAGUAUCCCUACCCUUCAAGGAUGCUGAGCACAUCAACUUGGGGCAUUCCAGAUCAUUCGCUCUCGCACAAUUCCUAAGGAAUGAGACUCGCCUGAAAAGGGAUCCUAUUCUCAAAGACACCUAUGACUCAGUGAUCAAAGAGUACAUAGAUCUUGGCCACAUGAAGCCUGUGCCUCCGAAUACGGACACGGUGAAUUUUUAUCUUCCCCACCACGCGGUUUUCAAGCCCGAAAGUACUACCACAAAGGUCCGUGUGGUAUUCAACGCAUCCAGUCCCUCGUCAAAUGGGAACAGCCUGAAUGACAUCCUGCAUCCAGGGCCAGUACUUCAGUCCGAUCUCACCCUCCAGAUCCUAAAGUGGCGAACAUUCCAAUUUGUCUUUAAUGCCGAUAUCACCAAGAUGUAUAGGCAGAUUCUUCUAAACCCUGCACACACCGCUUUUCAGAGAAUUCUCUUUCGAGAUGAUCGUGGGGACAUCAGAGACUAUGAGCUUCAGACUGUCACGUUUGGAGUUAAUUGUGCCCCGUUUCUAGCUUUACGAACGUUGCGGCAACUGUCCGAGGAUGUCCCCGCCCUAUAUCCACGGGCGUCUCGAAUAAUUUCAGAUUAUAUGUAUGUGGACGAUGUGCUUGCAGGAGCCCACACGAAGGUCGAGGCUACUUUAGCUAUUCAGGAGUUGAGGACAGCUCUGAGCUCCGCAGAAUUUCCUCUCCGCAAGUGGACAGCAAAUGAGCGAACUCUCCUAAAGGCACUUCCUUCAGACCACCUGCUCUCAGGUGACUUCCUCGACAUCGAAGAGGUGAGCACCACGAAAACGUUGGGAAUACGGUGGAACGCCAAGGCGGAUGAGUUCUAUUUUGUCCCGACUGAGCUUGUUGUCAAUGCGAAUUAUUCCAAGCGCAACGUCCUAUCGCAAAUCGCAAAACUGUUCGAUCCCGCUGGAUGGUUGUCCCCAUUUGUAGUCCAGGCCAAGAUCCUAAUGCAGGAUAUAUGGUUAGCCGGCAUUGGAUGGGACGAGUUUCUCCCUGCAGAGCUACGGCAACGCUGGCAUGAUUUCCUUCGCAGCCAUAGUUCCCUCCACAAGGUUCGCGUCCCGCGUUGGGUACAAUUCCUACCGGGAGCACAAGUUCAGAUCCACGGCUUCUGUGAUGCAUCUCAGAAGGCCUAUGGGGCAGCGAUUUAUGUUCGCAUCCAAUACGACGGAGGCAUUUCGUCGAGUCUGCUCACGUCAAAGACUAAAGUCGCCCCUGUCAAAACCGUUUCACUCCCGCGCUUAGAAUUGUGUGGUGCAGUUCUUGCUGACCUGUGGGCUGCAAUUCUUCCUCACAUCCCGUUUGGUCGAAUAGAGACGUUUUUCUGGACUGAUUCCACCAUUGUGUUGGCAUGGUUGAACAAGCCACCAUGUCAAUGGACCACCUUCGUAGCGAAUCGAGUGACUAAGAUUGCUCUAAAUACAGACGCCAGCCAAUGGUCACAUGUGCGUUCCGAGCACAAUCCAGCAGAUCUAGCCAGUCGUGGUGUCACGGCUGAAGAGCUGGCAAGUAGUCCCCUCUGGUGA